UUGUCGUCCUUGUCGCCUGUCACCCACCAACAAAUUCAAACGCAAUACAUAAUGCAAUAGGACCAAAAAUAACUUCAGGAUGAGUGCUAUUUUGAAAUUCAUCCGUGAAAAUCACAUAUUAGCAGUAAUAGAACAGGCGGUCGCGAAAAAGAAAUCCCGUUUGAGUCUGAACGCUUUCGAAAUAGCUGAAAUACCGAAUCUCUUGUACACCUGUUUGGACGUCGAACAUCUGUACCUGCAUAAAAAUAAAAUUUCUUCAUUAUCAGUGCAGCUAACUCAACUAUCGAAUUUAACUACAUUAACUUUAGAUUACAACAAUCUAACCUCGUUACCAUCGGAGAUAAGUAACUUGAAAAACCUCGUGAAUUUGAACAUAAGUUACAAUCCUUUGAACGAAUUGAUACCUGAAAUCGGAGAGUUGGAAAAUCUUGAAGCGUUCUGGUGUAACAAAAUAGGGCUGAGAGAGAUACCAAAAGAAAUUGGAAAGCUCUCUAAACUGGAUACAUUUGGAGCGCGAGGAAAUGAGCUGAAAGAAAUACCUGAAGAAAUGACAGCCCUGCAGAAAUUAAGAUGGUUGACAUUAGAAUACAACCAAAUAGAAACAUUACCAAAUACAAUGGACAAGAUGGAGUCACUUGUACAUUGCAAUCUGAGAAACAAUCAAAUCAAAGAGUUUCCCAUGUCUAUAAUGAAAUGUCCCGAUCUCAUGUUUCUACAGCUCAAUAAUAAUCAGAUAUCAUCAAUGCCAGAGAAUUUUGACACCUCUCCGCUCACAAUGUUAGAAAUGAUUGAUAUUAGAUUGAACCCAAUAUGUAACCUGCCUCAUCAGGAAUAUCCUCUUGUUCGUUUCACUGAGGAAAUAAUACCUAAUCCUCAACCGUCAAGUAGCAGGGCGCAUGCAACCCAAGCUCUAGCUGUUAAUGCAACUGCAUUACGAUUACCAGCUGUGCCAGCGGCCAGGCAUAAUGAUCCACUUGUGAUUGACUUAUUAUUACCAAUAGCGGAAAUGGAACUGGACGCAUCAUCAAUCGAGUCAUCUGAAGAUUGGGAGAAUAGUGUCAACAGCUCGGAGCUGGAUGUGCAGUACCAGAGCGACGAGGAACGCGCAGAGAAUGAGUUUGCGCAAUUCUUCCAGGCUAUAGGCAUGGUGUUGCCAGAGCUGUCCCGCUACGCCUCCACUGCGAGCUGAAUUCUACCAUUCGGGAACUAUUGGUAACUAUACUGGCAACAUUUCAUAUGCGCUCUCAAGAAUUGAGACUUCUCUAUUAGAAGUAAACUUUAUUAAAAUAUUUUAUGAAUAAUAAAUAUCAAUAACUCGUAAGAUAAAUAAGACAUAAUCGGCAUGUACUUUAAAAUAUCGUGAGUCAAUUGCCGAAGCAACCGUACAAAACAUAGUUGUCUCUGUCCAUUGAAAGAGGAGAGAGAGGGAUGACAUGUUUUUGUACAAGAGCUUUGGCAUUGGAAACUUGAAAUGAAUAUUCACUAGAAAAAAAAAGUUUUUGCGACAUGAAUAAUAUACAUUUUAGGAUUUUUCUUCCUAUAGUAAAAUCCUAUAGAUACAUUUUUAUUUUAUUUUUUUACUUUACUGGCUUUUAAAUCAAUUUAUAUGUUAUUAAAUUCGGUUAUAAUUUACAAAAAGUAAAUAAGAUAAAGAAUAUGAAUAUUUUAAAAUACACGAAUUGCUAUUACUCAAGGGUUGAGAAACUUUAAAUAUUAUUCACAUUUUAUGUCGUAAAAUAAUAUCUUAAUCAGCUCAAUGUAUACGUAAUUCUGUACAUAAUUAACUAUAUUACUUCUUCAUAAUCUUAUUACAAUAUCAUUUUUUUGGCUGUGUUACCAGUCACAACGAAUUUUCUACCAAAACUUACCAAUAUACCUACGCAAAUUAAACCAACGAUCAAAUGUGCCAAGUUUAUCGUCUUUUAGGCGAUUAAAGGUGCUAAAAAGGCUAAAACAAUAUCUUUAAAACAGUAUUAAAAAUAUUUAAAAAAUGUGACUUAUUUCACAAAAUAGAAGUUAAUUUCUCUUAAAUUUAUCCGCCUUUUAAUUAUCAAAAAGUAUUAAAUGUGACGAUUAAUCGCUGGUUAUUUUUUAACAUUUGCGAAUAUUUCUUUGACAAAUUAAUUAAUUUUUCAAACUGGCAACAAUCUUAAUGAUAGGUUUUGUUGACAUUAGGA
Molecule: messenger RNA, 2177 nt
Organism: Papilio xuthus (Asian swallowtail)
Lineage: Eukaryota; Metazoa; Arthropoda; Insecta; Lepidoptera; Papilionidae
Product: leucine-rich repeat-containing protein 1
Exons: 6
Coding region: 80-1189 (369 amino acids)
Cellular component (GO): cytoplasm
Molecular function (GO): protein binding
Source: RefSeq, a predicted model, not a curated record